Molecule: messenger RNA, 1333 nt
Organism: Phalaenopsis equestris
Lineage: Eukaryota; Viridiplantae; Streptophyta; Magnoliopsida; Asparagales; Orchidaceae
Exons: 11
Coding region: 33-1073 (346 amino acids)
Source: RefSeq, a predicted model, not a curated record
UCAUGUAAUUUAAUAUCUCACCCCAAACUUCCAUGUUUACGCGUAGUAAUGCAAAUGAAAAGCUAAUAGUUCUAGACAUUAUCGCUAAAAUAUCGGAGAAAAAGCCCGUUUUUCGGCUCCGGUCGCAUCAAUUCAUUCAAUUGUCAUCACUCGGCGAUGUGGGGAGCGCCGUUGGUCACAAUUUCACUUCUCCAGUUCGUUCUUUUGCUGCCGAUUCUGGGAGCCGGAGCUCUCAAGAUGAGUUUAGUAUUGGGAAAGCAGUGGGUUGCGGCUUGGCACUUGGAUUUUUCUUCAAUUUGAGUUUGAUGAAGCAACUACGUCAAGGUGCUAUACCCAUCCUCGUUAUUAAGAUUGAUUUCUCGGCAACUCUUAAGCAAGAAGUUGAACAAAUACAUGAAGUGCAUUGUUCUAGAGAGAGGAGUAGGGCUGCCUGGAAAGCUAUUGAGGAGUAUUUGAUACCCUUUGUUGAUGAGGAACGGUACCAGCUUCCAAAAAAAUGCAGGCUGAACCCUGAAAAUGAUAUGUUUCGAGAUCAAGAACAGCACAAAAUCCAUGUGCAAACAAAUGAGUGGCGCUGUGGCUUUUGCAAAAAAAGCUUUCGUGCUGAAAAAUUUCUGGAUCAACAUUUUGACAACCGACAUUAUAAUCUGCUUAAUGAUAGUCAAGGUCGAUGCUUGGCAGAUUUAUGUGGAGCAUUGCAUUGUGACUUCGUGACUGAUUCCAAGAAGAUGAAGACUAAAUGUAAUCCUGCAGCUGCCGCAAGGAAUCGACAUCUUUGUGAGAGUCUCUCAGAUAGUUGUUUCCCUCUAAAUAAUGGUCAAUCAGCAAGUCGUCUUCAUGAAUUUUUCUUACGUCAAUUUUGUGAUGCUCACACAUGCACUGGAGGAAAAAAGCCAUUUUCUAGAGGGGGCAAGAAGGAGUCAAGCGUAUUUUAUCUAGCUGUUUGCAUUUUAGUUGUGAUGUUGUUACCUUUAUUCUAUACUCUGGUUUACUUACAACAAAGGGAGAUGAAAAAGGGUUUACAGGUUCUGAAACGCAUAUCAAAACCUGGAUUAAAGUCAAAGCCCUCUUAAUUGUUCUUUUAUUUCCAACUAUUGUAAACCAAUACAAUACAGUGCAUAUGGUGGGCUGGGCUGAAAGUGCUAAUGGCAAGCAGAGAUGGAUCAAGAUGCAAACAAAGUCUUGAGCUGGAAGAGCAUGCCUAACUUACAUUUUUUUCCUAAUCAAAUUAGAAUGCUUAAAUGUUCAUUUCACUCUAAUAUUUCUUAACCAUUUAUAUUGUUCAACUUGCCUCAUCUCUGGCUUUGCACAUAUGAGUGUGUAUUAUUUGGAG